ACUUGGAGCAGGUGGGUGGGCGAGUCUCGCAUCCUCUCCGUUUCUGCAGCCAGCCCGGGAUGUGUAGGCAGAGCAGGUGCAUUUUUAAAAGUAGGGUCUGCUGAAUCGGAGCCUAAGAGCUGUCCAGGACUGUGUGUGCCCCUGUGCUGCAGAAGGGAGGCACCCCCUGGACGCACACUCACUGAUGGAGAAGGAGAUGCUGCUGUUCCACCGGGCACACUCUCUUGGAAACCACACUGAAAUAACUUCAAGCCAGGAGACUUAGGGAAGGAAAGGUCUGAACACAGGGGGAAGAUGCUGAUGGACAAAAAUACAUCGUCGCUCUCCAACAUCUCCUCCACUGCCCUGUCCUGGGUAAGAGGAGAUGGCAACUGGACAGGGGCAGGAAUGGGUCCCCGGGAGGUGGCUGUUGGACUGAUACUAACCUUCAUAGACUUGAUCACUCUGUUUGGGAAUACAGUGGUUUUUAUCUGCCCUGUGGUGGAGAAGAGGCUGCGUACCGCAACUUACAUGUUUAUUAUGUCCUUAGCCAUGGCAGAUCUCCUCGUUGCUUGUCUGGUCAUGCCAUUUAGCAUAAUUUAUGAGGUGACAGGGAUGUGGCUUUUUGGGAAGCUGUUCUGUAAAGUGUGGAUUUCUUUUGAUGUCAUGUUCUGCACGGCGUCCAUUGUCACAUUGUGCUUUAUCAGUCUGGAUAGAUAUUGCUCCGUGGUGACCCCCUAUCAUUAUUCAAUGAGGAUGUCACGUCAAAGGUGCAUCAUAAUGACCUGUAUGGUCUGGGUAUACUCCUCCCUCAUUUCCUUCCUACCAGUCAUGCAAGGCUGGAAUGAGAUACCUGGUGUAGAUUUUGAUGCUGGCAAAGAGUGUAUCUUUGUCACCAACUGGACUUUUGCCAUCGUAGCUUCUGCCCUGGCAUUUUUUGUCCCCUUCAUGAUUAUGUGCAGCAUGUAUUUCUUCAUCUACCGAGCAUCGCGACUCAAGGCCACUCGCAUCAUGUCUCAGUCCCUUGAAAUUCACUACCAUCCCAACAGCAAGAGGCAGAAUAACCUGCAGCUGGAAAACAAAGCCACUCGGACAAUUAGCAUCAUCAUCUCAGUCUUCAUAUUGUGCUGGUUACCAUACUUUGUUCUGAAUAUAUGGCUAGCUGCCAAAGGUACCAAUUCCACCAGCGCAGUCCUGGUUGAUGCCUUCAAGAUCAUAACUUGGUUAGGUUAUUGCAAUUCUACUAUCAAUCCCAUGCUCUACGCCUUUCUGAAUCGGGACUUCCAACGGGCUCUGAAGAAGCUGUUCACGUGCAGGCGCAGGUCUCAGGUGGGUAUUGGAGAAGAUAUGGUUUCAAUAGCGACCUUUUCCAAGACUGCUCAAGACCCAGAAUACAGCAUUAAAGCCCCAAUGCCUACUGGAGCACUGAAGAGCAAGCACAAACAAUAAAGUUCUGGGUUACUUGCAGGAUGUGACAGAUGCAGAGUGUAUAGGGACUGGUGUGUAUUUUUUGGGGGGGGGUGUCUAUUAAUUGAAUUUUUUUGGGAAGAGAUUGGAUGCAAGAUUACAAAGGCAUUUUUAUUUUGGCUGUAAUCUGUGUGAAACGUGAGCAACAGGAUGAUGCCAUAUUGUCCUUUCAUCUUCCUUUGUGCUGUGAACAAAAUUAGUAGCACUUUCUGAAAGAACAGCAAAGGACCUUGAUCUUGCAGCUGAGUUGUCAUAACCAAUUGACUAAAAAAAAUUAUGCUAUAUAUAAAUAGCAGAAAAGUUUCAUGUGAAUGAUUCAGUCUUUACGUUGAAAAAGUAGCCAUGAAAAAUGAAUUGUGCUCACUAAGCGUCUUUUAGCCUGGGUGUUAUCUACAACUGAGUAUAUGUGUGCUCUCUCAGGGCAAUUCAAUACAGCCCUGGUCCUGCAAAGGCUCAUGUUACAAGCUCAACAUUACUUGCACAUUUUCAAUCGGACUACUUGUGAAUAAAGUUCAUCAUGCACAGAGAUGUUGGUAGGCUCUAGCCUAUGAAUGAAAUUCACUCAUGUGCAGAGAGCCAGCACAAGACCCAGCCACCAACGACCUCAGCGGUGUCUAGGGCUUGUGCUGGCUCUCUGCACCAUGGUAGAUCCCACCCCAAUUUGCUUCAGAAAUAAGUGUAUAGUUGCAAAGCUUAUAAACUUUCCAAACCAAGUCUGAGAGAUUGAAAAUAAGUGAUUCAUCAACAGCAAGUGCAGACAGAUAGGAGAGGUGUUCAUGUACAUAAAUUGUGUGUCCCAGACCUUUGGAAGGCUGCCCAACCAAAUAUGACUGUUGGCUGAAACAAAUAUGGAGACCUUUAUCAUUCUAUAGAACUUAUAGAGCCCCUGUUGUCCAAGAUGUUAUAAGUGAUUUACAAUGGUCUAAAAAAACUGCACAGGACACUGGAUUGGCAGGUAAGAGAUGCAAGAAUCACUUAUCCUACCACUACAAUGCCACAGAAACCUCUGGCAUGGAGUUCAGCAGCUGCUUAACAGUACAACAUUAACAGCUGUAGAAGGAAGUGUGGGGGGGGAUUCAUCCAAGUUUUGAAUGUGACCAGACAUUGUAUAACAAAACCUCCCUGCUGAUGAGGUGAAGCAUACUGGGGCUCAGGGGUGGCUGAGAGAAACUUUCCCUGUGCCCAGUCAGUCUGACAGUGAAGCUGGGAAAAAUCUUUCAAGGAAGGCGGCACAUGUGAUCCCUCCUGUUUUGAUUCUGCUAUAGUCUGGCUCCAGAAUACCCUGAAUCUGAUUGAAUUUUUCUGCACAGCAGCCUCUUCAAGGCAAUCUGGCAACCCGCCAUUCAGAACAUUUCCACUGCCUGGAAGCCACAAAGAAGGAUCUUUUAUGGUACGACUACACUGCAAUUAAACACCCACAGCUGGCUUUGUCAGCUGACUCAGGCUCCCGGGGC
Molecule: messenger RNA, 2900 nt
Organism: Dermochelys coriacea (leatherback sea turtle)
Lineage: Eukaryota; Metazoa; Chordata; Testudines; Dermochelyidae
Product: octopamine receptor-like
Exons: 4
Coding region: 295-1428 (377 amino acids)
Biological process (GO): adenylate cyclase-activating adrenergic receptor signaling pathway
Cellular component (GO): membrane
Molecular function (GO): G protein-coupled receptor activity
Source: RefSeq, a predicted model, not a curated record